Molecule: messenger RNA, 699 nt
Organism: Alternaria conjuncta
Lineage: Eukaryota; Fungi; Ascomycota; Dothideomycetes; Pleosporales; Pleosporaceae
Exons: 2
Coding region: 1-699 (232 amino acids)
Source: RefSeq, a predicted model, not a curated record
AUGCUUCGCCUCACCGACUUAGGUUCCAUGAAACCUCGCGUCUUACCUCCGGGACAAAAGGACGACCGCGACGAAGACCUCCGCGGCGUCGACGAUGUCUUCAACAACGACUACGACGCACAAAGCAACACCAACACCAUCUCCCCACAGAAGCACAAUAGAGACAAAACCACGCACACCAACCAACCCCCCUCACAUCUCCUCCUCCUCCCCGCCGAACUCCGCAACAAGAUCUACAACUUCGUCUUCCUAAACACCACCAUCAACAUCAACAAGCUCCUCGUCAAAAAAGACGUGCUCGGCCGCUACCCCAGCGUCCGCGCCAUACUUUACACCUGCCGCCAGAUCUACGUCGAAGCCAGCGCUUUGUCCUUCACUCUGUGUACCUUUGUCCCUAGCUACUUCGCGCUAAGGUUCUUUGCGUCGUCUAAUCUGCCUGCAAGUGGGUUUGGGAGGGUUGAGAGGCUGUGGUUGACGGAGGGGAAUGGGCGGGCUAUCAUCGAAGGACAGGAUGAAAUGAAGGGUGCCUAUCUCAAAGAAUGGUUUGCUUCAUUAAAGCUCUUGGAGAUAGAAGUAUGGCGUCUGAAAGUUAACCUGACGGACGCUCAGGCAAAAGAGAAGGUGAGGGAUGCGUUUGGGCUGCCGGAUCUGCAUGUUGUGGGGAGGCGCAUAGGUGAGGAUGGGGUGGUUUCUGGUUGA